CAUGUUGUCUUGUCAACAUCAUAAGAAUAGAGGUUAUGUCUAUUUCGGAAAUUUUGAAACUUUUGGGAAGAACCUGUUGAAGUCAUUAAUGAUUUUAAUAAAUAAGCAGAGUCCAAAUAAUGAUAAUAUAAUAAAUACAUAGCGCAGGAUUCACCUUUUUUUCUUUUCCACAAUGAACAAACCAGAACUCGAAGGUACAGCCCAUUUACUGGAUGAGUUAGACAAAAAACUGAUGGUGCUUUUGAGAGAUGGUAGAACACUUAUAGGAUAUUUACGUAGUGUGGACCAAUUUGCUAAUUUGGUCUUGCAUAAAGCUAUUGAGAGAAUCCAUGUUGGAAAAGAAUAUGGUGACAUUCCUAGGGGUGUAUUUAUUGUAAGGGGUGAAAAUGUAGUGUUGCUGGGUGAGAUAGAUGCAGAAAAAGAGGCUAAUCUACCAUUAACUGAAGUUAGUGUCGAUGAAAUCCUUGAUGCCCAAAGGAAGGAGCAGGAAUUAAAACAGGAACAACAGAAAUUAGUUAGCAAAGCUUUAAAAGAAAGAGGCUUACAACUUUUAGGUGAUAUGAUGAUACAUGAUGAUAUGUUUUAGCUGCUCAUUAAAACUGAUAACUGAAAAAAUUAUUUGCAUUUGUUUUGAAUCAAAAAUUCUGUGAAAACCAUGUAACCAAAAUGAUAUUCACUGUAUUUGAAAAUGUAUUUCUGGUUUUAUUUCUAUUUAAAUUACAAUUAUAAUAAACCUUAUAUUUGAAUUCCA
Molecule: messenger RNA, 751 nt
Organism: Coccinella septempunctata (seven-spotted ladybird)
Lineage: Eukaryota; Metazoa; Arthropoda; Insecta; Coleoptera; Coccinellidae
Gene: LSm1
Product: U6 snRNA-associated Sm-like protein LSm1
Exons: 1
Coding region: 173-586 (137 amino acids)
Biological process (GO): deadenylation-dependent decapping of nuclear-transcribed mRNA
Cellular component (GO): P-body; Lsm1-7-Pat1 complex
Molecular function (GO): RNA cap binding
Source: RefSeq, a predicted model, not a curated record